CUCCCGGCCGCUGUCCUUAGCACCCGUGCACGACUGAUUUGAUGAGGCUUCGGCUACUCGAUCGAGAAGUCGGCCGCUUGGGCACAGCUUUCGCCACCAUCGCUUCACGUGGGUACCGCCCGGUCUGGACACCUGGUAGGACCGGCUUCAGCCAAAACCUUGCACCGCCUCCUCACCCCCCUCGCGACUCACGCUACGCCCAUCAGCAAUUCAUACGCUGUGACUGAGAC
Molecule: messenger RNA, 230 nt
Organism: Ceraceosorus guamensis
Lineage: Eukaryota; Fungi; Basidiomycota; Exobasidiomycetes; Ceraceosorales; Ceraceosoraceae
Exons: 1
Source: RefSeq, a predicted model, not a curated record